AUGCCUGCAAGCAAUCUGUGGGAGAGCGAGCUGGUGGCCGGAGUGGCCUUUCGCCCUCAGAAGUGCAAGCCUUCCCAAAACGGCCGCUGGACGGACAGCACCUUUGCGGCGGAGGAUGGCGUCCGGUUGGCCUACAGGCUUUACAGGAGCGCCAGCGCUGAGGCUGGCCAGGAAGCCCGUCUUCCGAUGCUGAUCUACUUCCAUGCCAACGCCGAGCUUUGCACGGACCUGGAGGAGCCCAGUUGA
This is a messenger RNA of Symbiodinium natans, 246 nucleotides long. The record is from the annotation of a GenBank genome assembly. NCBI's taxonomy places the organism in Eukaryota, Dinophyceae, Suessiales, Symbiodiniaceae.